AAAAAGCAAGUGUUCGGCAAGAGAAAUACUUGUCAAAAGCAGAGGGUGGCUGCAGGGAGCUGAUGGAAUUCAGGCAACCAAAGGCUGCAUCAGACGUGCCUGGGCAUGGGGAAUACUAAUACUUCAGACAGAUAAUCUGUAUUUUGCUCACACCCAGCUCAGACUCCAUUAUUGCUCUCAGAGGCUGCAGGAUUUUCAGCUCUCAUCUGGUUAAUUCUCUGUAAACCAUUCACCAUGUUCCUCGCUCAAGCCUUACUUGGUGGAGGGAGCAAUAGUGGAGGGGGCCUUGCAAGAGGUCUGGGAGGUCUUUUAGCAGGAGGUGGACAAGGAAGAGGGAAUCUUGGAGGACUCGUUGGAGGACUCGUCAACAUUAUCAGUGAGGUAGCAGCUCAGUACACCCCAGAGCCACCCCCAACUCCUCGCAGCCACUUCAUGAACGUGGAAGCCGGCGAGAGUGAGGAGAUCAGUCAGUUCCGCCGACUCUUUGUCCAGCUGGCCGGAGAUGACAUGGAAGUGUGCGCCACCGAGUUGAUGGACAUUCUAAACAAGGUAGUGGCCAGACAUAAAAACUUGAAGACAGAGGGCUUCAGCCUGGACACAUGCCGGAGCAUGGUGUCAGUCAUGGACAGUGACACAACCGGCAAGCUGGGCUUUGAGGAGUUUAAGUACCUGUGGAAUAACAUCAAGAAGUGGCAGUGCGUGUACAAAGAACACUACUCCGACCAGUCAGGAACUCUUGGGAGUGCUCAGCUGCCAGACGCAUUCAAGGCUGCAGGGUUCCAGCUGAACGAACAGCUCUACCAGAUGAUCAUUCGCAGAUACUCCGAUGAAAAUGGGAGCAUGGAUUUCAAUAACUUCAUCAGCUGCUUGGUGCGACUGGAUGGCAUGUUCCGUGCCUUCAAAUCCCUGGACCAAGAUGGAGACGGCCUGGUGAACAUGAACAUUCAAGAGUGGCUGCAGCUGACCAUGUACUCCUGAGGGAACACACUGGAAUGGAACACACUCCAACUGUGUGCUCUUGUUUAUACUGGUGUUAACUAACUGGAGCCUUUCUCCUUCUUCAAGAGCAACCGUUUGUCAAGUCAAGCAAGCUUUGUUGCUAUGAAAGAGCACACAAUAAUGCUUAAAAACGUGUAGUUUAUUGUGAAAUGUUUGUUUUUUCUACUGUGUAUGUUUUACAGUUUGGAUUGCUGAGGGGCUAGCAAAUGGAGCAUUUCUUGAGCUGUGCAAGACUCUGGCUGUGUGCGCGCACACAUGCAUAUGAGUACCUGUAAUAGGAAAGCUAGAAUGAUGAUGG
Messenger RNA from Mauremys reevesii (Reeves's turtle), 1297 nucleotides. RefSeq names its product calpain small subunit 2 (gene CAPNS2). The record is from RefSeq and is a predicted model, not a curated record. The coding region runs from base 235 to 978 and encodes 247 amino acids. The transcript has a single exon. Lineage: Eukaryota; Metazoa; Chordata; Testudines; Geoemydidae. Gene Ontology annotation, molecular function: calcium ion binding.